Messenger RNA from Zootermopsis nevadensis, 1816 nucleotides. RefSeq lists its product as uncharacterized. The record is from RefSeq and is a predicted model, not a curated record. NCBI's taxonomy places the organism in Eukaryota, Metazoa, Arthropoda, Insecta, Blattodea, Termopsidae.
AUUGAGUGAAAUUAUAUUGUAAUGUUGGUCAUCCUGUGUAAACAAAUCAGCUGACAUUUGCAGAUGAGUGACUUCUGUUGCUGCUUGUAGAUUGAGAUGAAAACGAAUUGUCACACAUGGCAGAUGUUACUGCACAACGAAUGCUAAAGAAAAGGUUCUUAAACCGAAGAUUUUUGAUCCAGGCAGUACUUGUGACCUUUCUAUUUGGCUGUGUGGUGAUGUAUUACUGUCCCAUGGCACUGAGACAAUUGUCUUUCUACAAAAGUUCAUACAAAACUGAUAUAAUAAAUCUCAACCAUCUUAUGAAACGGGAAUUUUAUGAACAGAACUGUUUUGAAGGACGGCUUGAGCAUACGCUAGCCAAACUACCUGAUAAUCUUUUAAAAUGGUCUAAAGCUUAUCACAGAACAUGCCAAAUACUAUGGAAGAAAUUUCAUACAAUUUAUGUAGUGAAUGUGCGGGAAGGAAAACAAAAUUUCCCACAAAAUUUUAUCAAAGUAGUACGCCACUGGCUGGCAGAUAAUGAGGAACUCUUGAAAGAAGCAUAUAAUCAGAAUGUCAUACAAGUCAGUAACUAUUACAGCCUUGAACAAACAGUAUUUAAUCUUCUCCGUUCAAAACGUCCAACCUCAAAAACAAAUGAAGAUAUACGAGAUUACGUAAAGAGACUGGCUGUUCAGACAAAGAAAAUGUGUGAUUUCUGUCAGUAUAAAACAAGAACUGCUGAAGAUAUAUUUGGAAGAGUUGAGGGACUAUAUUCUGUCAGUGCAUCCAACACUUUCAAGCUUGAGAAGUGGCAUAGCUUAUUCUUGAGUAAGAAACACGAUCCAACAGACCUCACAGAAGAAGAGUUUUUGGAUCUUUUCAACACAUCACUGAAGUGGUUUAAGAAGGCACAUUCACUUGACAAGGAUUCAUGCUAUCCAAUGAUGAUCUAUGACACACUGCCAAAGGGGGGAGCAAGCCAGUUUCAUCCACAUGCCCAUGGUUUCUUGGCAUCCCAGUACCUCAGUCAUAUGGGUAUUCAGCACAAAGCUGCUAUCAGUUACAAAGACGAAAAUGACAGUGAAUACUGGAAUGACUUAAUAGAGUUACAUCAUGCUCUUGGGCUUUCAGUCAUGUUAGGUGAUGCAGUUGCAAUAUCACCAUUGACUCCUGUGAGGGAACACGAGAUCAUUAUUUUAAGCACUUACCCAGGGACAGACCUGUUUCGCCUUUUCUACUAUGUCAUACAGACAUACUACCAUAAGCUGGAACGCAUGUGUUUCAGUACAGGAUUAGGAUUUCCUGUUAUGCGCCCAAGUAUCACAACUCUCCCAGCAAUUAUUCGUAUUGGAACACGAGGACAGUGCAACUCUCACACAAAUGAUGUCAGCUCUUUGGAGCUCUAUAUGAUGCAGAAUGUGCAUGUGGACCCUUACAUAAUUAUUAGAGAUUUACAAGAAACCGUAGAGAAAUUAAUGAAGACUAGCUCAUUGGGCAAUGAGAUGGUAAAACUUAAUUAUGAUUAAGUUUUAAUUUCCUGUGAGUUUCUGUGCUUACAGUUGCUUUUGUAUGUGAUUGUGAUGUUUUACAGUGGUCAUUUUAUUUGUAUUACGUGUAUGUAUUAUUUUCAUAUUUUGUCUUUCACAGAUUUCUGUUACAGUAUUUACAACUAAUAUAACAUUUUAUUCUUUAUGUAAUACUAUUGUCAUGCAGCCAAAACUUUCAACAAAUCCUCAUAUGUCAAGACGUUUUCUAUUCUGUACCUAGUGUUUACCCCUAGAAUUUUGCAGUCGGUUCAAGCGAGCAAAGAAUAAAUUUUGUUUUGCAAGAA